UGGGAGGCGCGUGGUUCCCCCCAGCUUCUCCUGGGCCACUUCAGUGUCACAGUGUCCCUCAGCUUAUUCCCAUACGCUGGCCUGUAGCGUGUCCUGUGUGUCCCCUGCGUGUCCUGUGGCGCCUCACGGCAGCGCCUGGGCUUUCUCCAGCUGUGGUGCCGCUUUCCUCUGACCCUGCUCCUGACUGGGAGUAGAAAACACAGGCCCUGGAGUGGCGAGUGGAUGACCCUGGUGCUCUGGGCAGAGGCCUUUCCUGCCUGCCUCUGUCCUUGUGGUGUCCCUGCCUGGAGUUGUGUAGCAGUGGAUGGAGCAGGUUCCAUGUGACAGGUCCUGUACCUUGGGGCCACGCCCUGUGCCAGCUGCUAUAGCCCGCUGUGCUGCAGAUGUGGACACACGGGUAUGGAGAGGGCGGUUACUUGCUGUGGUUGCAUGCAAGUGCUGUGCCCAGGCCUCUGCUGAGGGUGCUCUGCAGGCCCAUUCUUCAGUCCUGGGGUGGCUGGUCUGGAAGAUGUGUCCCAUUGUCCUACUGAGGUGGAGAAUUUGGGACACGGGUUGGCCCCAGGCAGAGUUCCCAAGUGUGGCAGGGCCCAGACGCGGGGUGCUGCUGCCUCGGCUCCUGCAGAGGCUCUGGAGGGGUGUCCUGGAGCUGUGGCCACAGGGCUUGAUGGGGGCAGCGGGGGUCGGAUCCCCCUGCACCAGCAGGGCUGCGGUGUGCCUGGCACCCGCCCCCCUCGUCCUGCUGUCUGAAACGAGGAGAGCUGAGAGCUGCAGACGUCGUAAAAGGCAGGUCUUUAGGUGGACAGUCUGAUUUGGGCAGCCUCGGCUCUGGGUUGGCCUGUGACCGCAAGCAGCUUUCACUUUUAAGUUGUUUCCUUGUUCAGGUUCUUAGAGACACAUAAUGACUAUUUUAGUAAAGUGCUUACAUGUCACUUUUCUGCUUGUUUAUUUCUUUUUUCGCAUCGACUUAGGUGUGUGUAGCAGGUGCUACUCCGGUUGCACGGGCUGGGAGACCUGGCAUGCGGGUUGUAGUAUGUGACCGGCUGGCAGGUGGCCCCAGCCCCGGCUCCCCUCAGCACCCCCCAACACAGACACAGCUUGCAGCCUGGUAAGAGCAGCGAGGGCCGAGUGGCGGAUGGGCUCCCAUUUCAGAAAUGCCCGUGUGACUUAAUCGCAGGCUUUUCCCCAGUUAUAAAAAGGAGUGACUGUUGUUUGUAGAAAGGUUGGAAAACAGAAAAAUACAAAGCGAGAAUCACUGGGAGGGUGGUGCUGUUGACAUUUUGGCUCCUUCUUGUCUCUUCCUCUUCCCGGUGCUCCCCUCCUCUGCCUCACCUGGGAACGGCCGGGCUGUUCUGGAGUCUCUCCUGGGACACUGGAGAGGCGUUCUGAGGGCAGGGAGGUUAACACGCCUGCGCAGGUGCCGCCCUCAGCCAGGCUCUCUGGGUCUCCUUGCACACAGCCUGUGCCACAGGUUCCUCAGUGGGGUCAGGUGGGCACAUGGCAGUGACGUCUGUGCUGCCAGCUGCGUCUGCUGUGGGUGGCAUCACGCCUGCCUGCUGAGAGGGUGAGACCGCUGCCCGUGUGCCGAGCCCAACUUGGACUGCAGGCUGGGCAGCGGGUUUCCACCUGUCGCUGGUCUUGGCGCAGACAUGCAUCUGUCGUGGUAUAGGCUCUUUUUUAUUUUUUUUAAAAAUGAUUUAAGUUUUUUAUGUAUCAGAGAUUGAACCCAGGGUUGCUUAAUCUCUGAGCUGCAUCCUCAGCCCCUUUUAUAUUUUACUUAGAGAACAGAGUCUUGCUGAGUUACUUACACCUCACUAAGUUGCUGAGGCUCACUUUGACCUCGAGAUCCUCCGCCUUGCCUCCCAAGUUGCUGGGAUGGCAGGCUGUGCCACUGCACCCUGUUGGUAGAGCCAGGCUGUAUUUAAGUAGGUUUGCCUGGAGGAAGAGAGACCUCUGCAUCCCGUUAUGGGAACAUGGGACCCUGGGUGGCUGUUUGAUGCCCUGCUGAAGCCCCUGGGCCACGCAAGAACAGGUGGGAGGCUGGAGAGCUAGGAAUCUGCUGCCUGGCCAGAGGCAGAGGUCCAGCACCCAGGAGAGCCUGCGGGCUGUGGUGGGCCUCACCGGGAGACCCUGUGUGUGCUGCCCGCAGGGUGCUCCUGAGCUGAGCGCAGCAGGCAGGCGUGCGGCUGCUCUCCAGUCAGCAGGCCCCGCAGCGCGUACGGUUCAUCCUCCCAGAAGCCUGUGAGGUAGGCACUGCCACACCUGGGCUCAGAGGGGAACGUGAGGUGUGUGUGAGGAAGGCUCCCAUCAGCACCUCAGCAUGCCAGCGGCCCUGCCCCCUGCCAUGCAGGCCCUGGGGUGUAUUCUGCUGUGCCACCAAGGGGGCAGUCCCCAGCGUUGGCCACGCAGCCUUGGUGAGGCGAGGAGCUGGGUUUGGUGUUCCUCCUUCUCACGUGGGGAUGACGUGACCUGUGUGCAGAGCAGCUGCUGCUCGGGCUGCGUGGACUCCCGCACAGCAGGCAGGAGCUUGUGCAGCGUCCUUGCCCCAUGGGGCUUCUCAGUGACGCUCCUCUGUGGCCCGGCAGUGUCCUACACUCGGGCCCGCGGUGUGCAGCUGCUUGGAAUCUGGGUCUUCCCCGUCCCUUCAGCUGGGCCCGCCUGUCUCCCCCCUUCACAACUGGUUGUGUCCAGCGUGCGGGUGUCAUUGUGUGGGACCAGUCGCACGAUGGCACCUGUCCUCCUGUCCCACAGUAGGACGGUGCUGUCUCAGUGACCUUGCGCAGAUGUCCCUGGGAGUGUGAGGAUGGCAUCUGGCUCUUUGCAGCUGGUCCCUGUGUUGAUGUUCCGGGUGGUGUGGUGGCAGUUCCCAUGGAGAGCCUGUGUCCUGCGGACAGGGUGGCCUGUGUGCUGCGCCCAUCCCUUCAGCGCUUUGUCCCACCGCGCAGCACAGCCAGGUUUGCCGGCCAAGAGUGGCUGCUGCUUUGCCAGGGUUUGCGUGAACUUCUCUGUGCCACUUUCAUGCAUUUUUUGCCCUGCUGCCUGCCCGCCCACCCUCUGCCUCCCUGCCCGCCCAUCCCCUUUCAGGCACAGUUGGCAGACCACAAAGGGUCCGUGUUGAGGUCCGUCUUCAAGAACUCAGUGGGCAGGCACGCUGCUGCGUUUCAGAUGGAUGGCACUGUGCUCGGUGUGAGGGCUGCCUGGGCAUGACACAGUGGGGACAGACUUGCCUGUGGACGCUUGGGCUGGACUUGGCUGCGGUUGGGACAGCGGAGGCUGCUUUGGCCCCAGGGGAGGGCUUCUGCCCUCUUCAUGCACAGGGCUUCCUGGGAGGCUGGCAGUGUCCCUGGCCUCUGCGGAUGUCGGUAGAAUACCCAUCUCCAGUUAAGACCACCCAGGUGUCUACAGAUGUCCCCUCAGGGACAAAGCUGCUGCCAGUUGAAAACUCUGGCCUAGAGAAUAAUGGAACAUCAGACUUCUUGCUUGAAAGGAUAAAAACAUGAUUCCAAGUUUAAGGCCCGUCUGGGCAACUGAGACCUUGUCUCGGAAUACAACAGGGGCUGGGAUGUAGCUCUGGGAGCACCCCUCGUUCAGUUCCAAGAACUGCAAAACAAAACAAAACAAAGCCCAAACAACCACAAAGGAAACAGGAGGAGUUAUGAGAAUCACAUCACAUCGAGUUUUGAACCGCUGCAGUUGGUGGUAGAGAGCUGUUCACAGGCAUCAGAAGAACCGGAAGAAUCCACAUGCAUGUCUUUAGCUGAAAAGAUCCUGGACCCUAGGGACGGCAGGGAUGUUCCUAUCAGGACUCCCCUGUGACAUGCUUGUGUCUGGCUCAGUGUCCAGUGCUCCUGGGGAGGGGAAUGGCCAGGGCUUGGGCCAGGAAGGCUCCCAUGGUAGGUAGGACACCUGCUGAGGGUGUCCUACAGCAGCCUGCCCUGACGGGAGAUGUGCCCGCAGCACUCGGAGACUGUUUCCAAACUAGGCCAACCUGCUGUGACCCCUGGAGCUUGGAAGGACAUGACCCAGCCAGCUUCCCUGCCCCUGAGCAGGGCCCUGGCUGUGGGGGUGGGGACUGGCCACAGUUGUGUUUUCUCUAGCCUGUAACUGGAAUCCAGCAUUUCCUGCAAUUAUGAAAGCAGACAGAGACCCACAGCAGUCCCAGCAGUGCCGUGGCCUGUCACAGUGGGAUCACAGGCAUCUGGGGUCACUGUGGAGUGAGGCAUCGCCCAGUGCUCCUUGGAGGUGACCGUGGACUUGCUCUCAGUGGUGGAGGAGCUCAGGCAACUGUCCCCAGCCUCACUGCCUGGGCUUGCAAUCCGCAUAUCAUGCAUCUGAAUGUAUUUGUGGGGAAGGGUCAGUAGAUGUCCUUGGAUGGCCGCUGGGUGGCCAGCACAGUAGGAGGCUGAGACCCUUGCUCUGGCAGCCGGUGGCCGUCUUCCAGGGGCCUCUGGAUGCCUGCUGGUGGAGGACAGCCAGCUUUGGAGGCCCCAGCCCUGGUCAUCCUGUCUUUCGUGGCCAGUGUCUGUUAGCAUGUUCUAUUUAUAAAUGAAAUGGACUGCUAAAAAUUAAAUUUCUACAAAUUGUGCUUUUGGUUCACAAAUAUUAAAGUGAAUUUUAAACACAAAGCUUUGAUGAAAUUCACGUAGUGUUCUCUUCCCAUGGUGUGUCGCCAGCAUUCCAGAAGGUGUUAAGUCUAAGGGUGACGCAUGACCCCAGGAUCCUGCCCAGGGCACUGGGCACAGGCAGUAUGGUCCAGCUCUGAGUGUCUGUGUGGCCACCACGCUCUAGUUUACCUUGAGAUGCUCUUGCAAGGUUCGCAUCACCUGGAAUAAUUGGAGAUGCAGAACUGCAACCCCCCAGACCCAGCUUGGAGCCCGUGCCUCACCACCCCCCAAGGGCACUCUGCACCUAGAGGUUGGGGGCAGCCGCUCAUCUCCACAGCUGUGACGACAGGGGAGCUGCGGAGCCCAGGUGUCUAGACCGCAUCCCACAGGGCACCACAGGUGUGUGGCAGCCCUGGAACCACAGGUGGAAUGUGCCCUGCGUACCUGGUGGCUGCUCCGCGGCAGACCCGCCUGUGUUGGGGGACCAGGAUGGAGAUUAUGAAAACUUGACUUUGAAGUGGAGGUGCUUCUUUAUUUACCCUGAUCAAAUUGGAUGGUAUGUAUUUUACAGAAAGAUUGGCACCUGCUUCCUGGCAGGCCUGUUCUCAGUUCAGGGGAUCCUGCGGUGAGCAAAACGAGACGCCACAGACCCCUGCCCCUGCUGGACCCCAGGAAGUUCUGUGCCACAGUGACCAGUGCGUUUGGACGGGAGGGCAGGGAACAGCUAGUGCAGAGGCCCCGGCAGGUGGGACACAGCGUCCUCUUUGGGAAGAAGGUGAUCCGUGGGCCAGGCUGCAGGGGCAGGCAGCAGGACCUCAGUGGGCCGUGGCGGGGCGAGCCCUGGAGAAGGAGGGUUGGCAGCGGUACAGGGCCACGUGUCGUCAUUCCCUUGGAAACAAAGCAGGAGACUUAUCCAGAGAAUCUGGAGCUGGGGGACGUCUGGCCAGGGGGAGUUGGGUCUGUUGGCCUCUGGGCAGGAACGGAAGGCAGUGCUGGGACCCGUCAGGCCCGUCUCCUGCACCUCCAGCUGCCGACGGGCGUGUGGGCGAGCGUGAGUCAGAGAGCAUCUGAGUUGAGCUGCGUGGGUCACGUGGGCAAAUGAGCCUGACCAAAAAUAACCCAAAACAGCAUUUCUGGGAAUCGCAAGUGAAGGCAGCUUUUAAUGUAAACAAAGGAGCAGAGAAAGACGAAGGCCGUUGGAAAGAAUGGACGUCUGCAAAGCUGAGAAGGAGUGCUUUUGGGAAAUGCUGAGGAGGACACGCGUGGCGUCCUGUGGCUGUGGUUUUGCAGUGUUUCCUUUUUUUCCUCGCACCAGAGGGAAGCGUAUGGUCUGACUGGGCAGCUUGCAGCUUCCCCAGGCUCCGGGCUGUGGCGGGGACCAGCCUUGGGCCUUCCUGUUGAUCCUCGGGGAGCACUUCCUGCCGUCCCUGUGGGCAAGCAGUGCUGUCCCCAUGUGAAGCCUGUGCCUGGGUCACCCUGACGAUCGGUUGGCACUGCGCACAGAGCACAGAAGGCCCUCCCAGAGCUCCUGCCUGGUUGCGUCCCCAUACCUCAGGGCUCAGUGCACAGUAGGGUUGAAGGCCACUGCUCAGGCCUGGGGUCGGGAUCAGUUGCACUCCUGUCUGGGCAGGUGCUUCUCUGCUGGCCAGCCACACUGGCCCCAUUGUCUCCGUUCUUGGGACCAGGUGUUGGGGCUCCACACCAAGUGGGUAGCAGAGCCUGCAGGUGGAGAGCCAGCAGCCAGGGGACCCAGUUGGCUGCAGUAGAGUUCAGGUCUCUUCCGUGCUGCCCCAGGCCCGUGUUUCCUGUUGGGAAUGAGCUGGCUUCUCCUGGGGUGGACUCGUGCCCCGCCUCUGCUUGCUGGGUUGUCUUGGUUGCUGGGAAGGGUUCACCUCUGGAAUGCUCAGGCGUUGGCUGAGGGGUGUCUUCUGAACUGGAGGAGCCCGCCCUGUCAAGUCACUAGAGAUGGCUCCGCGACCGGAGGCCCCGCUGCAUGGCGUCGGCAACAGCCUGGAGAAGGCGCUGCACACCUCAGCACAUUCCACGGAGGAGGCGCUGCCCAAGAGGCCUGUGGGGAAGCACGGCAAAGUGAGUGUUGAAAAGAUAGACCUGAAGGGAUUGUCACACACACACAGUGACAGAAAUGUUGACUGUUCCUUUGAGGUCUUGUGGUCUGAUUCUUCAGUAACAUCAGUAACCAAAUCUUCCUCAGAAGUGACUGAAUUUAUUUCAAAGUUGUCUCAGCUCUGCCCUGAAGAGAACUUGGAGAAACUCAUUCCCUGCCUGGCUGGAUCAGACCCCUUCUAUGUGGAGAGGAACCACGUGGAUCUGGAAGCGGGCCUGAGGUAUUUGGCUUCAUUGCCUUCUCAUGUAUUGAAAAAUGACCACGUUAAGAAGUUCUUCAGCACUUCAUCUCCCACCCAACAGCUUCAAAGUCCAAGUCCUGGCAACCCCUCCCUUCCGAAAGUGGGUGCUGUGAUGGGAGUGUCUGGCAGGCCUGUGUGUGGAGUGGCCGGAAUCCCGUCCUCCCAGAGCGGCGCCCAGCACCAUCUGCAGCACUCGGCCAGCGCAGCUGCUGCCUUGCCUCACUGCUCCCACGCCGGGGGCGCGGGCUCGGCACUCGCCUACCGGGCCCAGGUGGACGCCCCGCCUGCCAUCCUGAUGCCCUCCAGUCUGCAGGCCCCUCAGCCCCAGGAGCAAAAUGGAAUUUUAGACUGGCUUAGGAAGCUGCGCUUACACAAGUAUUACCCUGUCUUUAAGCAGCUCACCAUGGAGAAGUUUUUGAGCCUUACUGAGGAAGACCUCAACAAGUUUGAGUCCCUGACCAUGGGCGCCAAGAAGAAGCUCAAGACUCAGCUGGAGCUCGAAAAGGAGAAGUCGGAGCGGCGGUGCCUGAACUCUUCGGCCCCGACCUUGGUCACCAGCAGCGGAGUGGCCCGAGUGCCCCCCACCAGCCACGUGGGGCCCGUGCAGGCCGGGCGAGGUGGCCAUGCUGCAGAGCUGCGGGUGGAGGUGGAGCCGCCCACCCACCAGAUGCCCCGGGAGGGCAGCUCCUCGGAGUACUCCAGCUCCUCCUCCAGCCCCAUGGGUGUGCAGGCGCGGGAAGAGAGCUCAGACAGCGCGGAGGAGACCGACAGACGUGUGGACGUGCACUUAGAGGGUUCUGAUAAGGAGAAGCCCGUGAUGCUGCUGAGUCACUUCCCCUCGAGCUCUGCCCGACCCACGGCCCAGGUCUUGCCUGUGCAAAACGAGGCUGGCUGCGGCCCGGCAGGCCACCACCCUCUGCCCCCACAGCUGUUACCCACAGCCUCACACCUGGCACCCAUCAGAAUGCUGAGUGCAGUGCACAAAUCGGACAGAGGGGGCGCUGACGGGAAGCUCCUCUCGUCCUCCGUGCACUCGCUCUUGUCUUUGGAAGAGAGGGGCAAAGGGCCUGGCCCGAGGAGUGGCAUUAAAGUGGACAAGAGCUUCGGCAGUGCUGUGCUCGACACCCUGCCCUCGUCCACGCCCCAUCCCCCCGUGCAGGUCCUCUCUGGACUCUCAGAGGGCAGCUCCGUGUCACCCACUGUCUCCUUUGGGCCCCGGGCCAAAGUUGUGCACGCAGCCACUCUGGACAGGGUGCUGAAGACGGCGCAGCAGCCAGCACUGGCAGUGGAGACCAGCACAGCUGCCACAGGGACGCCCAGCACUGUCCUGCACGUGGCCCGGCCGCCCAUCAAGCUGCUGCUGUCAUCCUCCGUCCCUGCCGACGCUGCUGUCUCCGGGCAGACGUCCUGCCCCAACAACGUGCAGAUCAGCGUGCCGCCUGCAAUAAUCAACCCCCGGACCGCUCUGUACACAGCCAACACCAAAGUUGCCUUCUCCGCAGUGAGCAGUGUGCCCGUGGGCCCUCUGCAGGGCGGCUUCUGUGCCAACAGCAACACUGCCUCCUCCAGCAGCCACCCCUCCACCUCCUUCGCCAGCGCGGCCACGCUGCCCAGCUGUCCCGCCCCCAGCUCCAGCCCCGCGCUCUCCUCCGCCCCUGAGAGCAGCUUCUACAGUGGUGGUGGCUCUGCAGGAAACAUUCCUUCCUCAAGUCAGAGUCACCACCACCACCACCACCAUCAGCAGCCCCCGGCCCCCCCGGCCCCCGCGCCGCCCCCACCCGGCUGCAUGGUGUGCACUUCCUGCGGGUGUAGCGGCAGCUGCGGCUCCAGCGGCCUCACCGUGAGCUACGCCAGCUACUUCCAGCAUCCCUUCUCCGGGCCCUCCAUGUUCACCUUCCCGUUCCUGCCCUUCAGCCCCGUGUGCAGCAAUGGCUACGUCAGCCCCCAGCAGUACGGGGGCGGCUCCACCUUCCCUGUUGUGCACGCCCCCUACAGCGGCAGCGUGACUCCCGACCCUGUCCUGGGCGGGCAGUCCACAUUUGCUGUGCCACCAAUGCAGAACUUCAUGGCCGGGACAGCAGGGGUCUACCAGACCCAGGGACUGGUGGGAAGCAGCAACGGCUCCAAUCACAAAAAGAGUGGGAAUCUGUCCUGUUACAACUGCGGGGCCACAGGGCACCGCGCCCAGGACUGCAAGCAGCCGUCCAUGGACUUCAACCGGCAAGGUACUUUUAGGUUGAAAUAUGCCCCUCCAGCAGAAAGUCUGGACUCCACAGACUGAUAUUUUUCUCUGGCAACAGAACAUUAUUAAGCCAUGGAGACAUAAGAAAAGUUAAAUACAAAACUGAGACGUCUAGUUGCUGUUGAGCUUAAUAUUUUUAAUCCAAAGGUGCUUUACUUUACUAGACUGGAUAGAAAAUCUAGUGUAGAAGUGCAUCAAACCCAAUUUUAUUGCCAAAACCCUAGAUUGGAGCUUGAUGUCAGGACUUGCCUCGGGGCACCUCCGUGCCCGUGUCGGUGACUUGUCCACCUCCACCCUGGCUACAGUGCAGAGACCUCCUGUCUCCCAAAGAACAUCGCAUCGCUGGUCCUUCUAGGCUCACACAGUUCCAGGGCAGCUACGCGCGACCUGAUCAGACUGCAGGUCCAGGUCCUCCAGUGGGUCCCCCAGAUGGACUCGAUACCCCUGGGUUAGGGAAAAUGUCAACUUUGUUUUGCUUUACUUUUUUCCUAAAGUGAUAGGCACUAAUCUCUGGGAUUUCUAAGGAUUGCACUACAGAAGAAUGUACCUGACGUAGCCCUCUGCAGACUCCUGAGUCCCGUCAGGGCAGACCUGGCUGCGGGUGGAGUUGGCACAGUGGGUACGUGCCCAGCAUGCAGCCAGGUCUUAGUACGUCCUUCCUCCUGCAGACAGAUGUAAACGAUGCUAGUGAGUGGAAACUGUUCAUUUCUAAGGGUCCAAGUCCCAGGAGUCGCUGCUGAGGCUUGAGACUGGCCCUCUCCACCGCACCGCAGGCGGCUCCGAACUGCUCUCCACAGAGACAGCAGCAGAGCAGCUCGGCUCUGUGGGUCGCGUUCCCAACUCCACUUGCUCAUCGUCACCAUCUCACAUGGGCUCCAAGGACCCGGCCCCAGGGCUUCCUGCUGAUGUGUGCACACUCAGUGGGACCUUGCAACAGCAGUCCAGUCCUAGGGCUCAUGAGCAGAAGAUCUGACCUCUCCUGUCACUUUUUUGUUUUUUAAGGCUGUGUAUUGAUAGCUAAUUCCGUUAAAAAUUGCCUGGAAAACUUCAGUAUAAGGCAGAGAGACAGAGAGAGCACAGACCAGACGCAGCCUGGGACUGGGAGAAGUCCUGUUUUAAGUAGGAAAUAGCGCCCCUUGCUAUAGAUGUCCACAUCUCAGCCCUUUGGAAUGGAAGCAUCUGGGGACUUAGCCCUCGAGGAUAAAGGGAAUCUUCUGCUCAUGUGACAUUAUUUAACCUUCAAUAGUAACGUUGGUCGGCAGAGUCUUUCCAGGGAUUUUCCAGUUGAAUAUUGAGAAGAAAAAUCACAAUAUUCAGACCAUUCUGUAUUGAAAUGGGACAAUCAGCUUCAUACAAAAUUAGUGUAAAUCAAAAGAAUGCCCUAGAAUGUAAGGCAUUUGAGUAUGAGGCUUCAAAUUUUAGAUCAGUUUCCUGGCUUUGUGGAAACUAAAGCAGAAAGUUGUUACAUUUUUUAUGAAAGGCUUUUAGUAGUUUUGUAGUAUUAUUUUAGUAGAGUUUUAUUUCUAUGCAAUGCAGAAUUGACAGACCUCUGUAUUCUUCUCUAUUCAUGGUACACAGUAUUACAUACAGUUCUGGAAGUAACGGUGAUGCCUCUUAUGACAGCUGUUAGGGAAGGCUUCACAGAUCUCUUAGCCCAACACUACAAACAUCAAAUAUCAAGAGCUGACACAACUUUGCCUUAAAGAGCACCAGACUGGAGUUGGUCCUGUUGUGUUCAAGAAGACUAGAGUGUUCAUCGAUGUUUACGAUUUUAAUACUUCUGAAGGCCGUCACAGCGGCCUGGAUAUGUGCUGAAAGCCAAACUUUUAAAUUUUUUGGUUUUUUAAACAAAGAAAUAUUUUAAAUAAAUCCUAUUUCAACAUAGUGAAAUUGUUGAAAACUGUCUCAUAGCAGAAGAAAACCUUAUUUAAGUUUUUGUUUUAGUGUCAGUAUAGUGGAAUGAAAGUGUCAUUGUUACCCUUAGGACUGUUUUGAUAAAUAUUACAGGUUAACCCCAAUGUAACAAAAACUUAGAAUAGAAGCUUCCGUCUGAAGUGUGACACUCAGUGUGCGGUGCGUCAGUCCUGACCUUGCCAUGGCUGGGUCCCCGCCUCGGAGCACCCCGGUUGUCUUUGAAGGUGAGUGUGUGGUGUGAGGUCGUCAGGAGGCUGCGCAGUCAGGAACCAGGAGACCCAGCGUGAGAGCAGCGUGCAGAGGGAAUCCCGCCCACCCACAGGCCCGUGCCAGGUGCAGCCGUGCUUGGACACGAGGACCUUGGCUAGCAGUUACCGCUGGCUGAUGAAUCUUUCUCCAAAGCAACCAAAGUCAGUAAGCCCGAAGAGCACCUUGCACUUCACCGGAGUACUCCACCAUCGGUCGAAACCACAACAUCCUGGCCCUCUGGAGCCACCCUGCCGAAACCGGUGCCCCAACCGGGUGGGCGAGCGUGGCGCUGUGCUCUUCGGAGCCUGCCACGUGUUCAAGCUUCUAUCCCUGCGUUUUAGCUCCAGGAAUGGAGACAGUGGAAUGUCCAGAUCCAAGUAGAACAGUGCCAGGAUAGAACUGUUUAACCUUUCUUUUUUUUAAGCAAAAUACUCGAUUUUCUACCUUGUUUUCUAAUUUUUAUUUCACAGUAAUAUGGAAAAUUGGAAAGUGUUUAACGUUAAACUCCUAAUUGCUGAAGAGCACUGAGGAAAUGGGAGCUAGCACUUAAAAUGACAAUUAAGACAGAGCAUUCUCUUGAGCGCACAAGUGACUGGGUGUUAACAGGCCAGCAUGUCCACACCGCAGCUGGGGCCUGUCUUCAUUCAGGGCCAUCGGGCCCUGGUGGUGCUCCUUGUGGGCACAGGCCGCCGGGCCCUCUCCGCACCCCUCCCGUCCUUCGCCACUUCCCGGUGUUGUCUGAUCUAGUCCACCUCCAGGUAAAUGCCGGCCAUGAGGGAACCGUCUCCCUGCUCAGCCUCGUCCCUAAGGAUGCUCCUGUGGAACCUGAGCAGCUGGCUGUGCUUCCCGAAAUGCAGGUGACUUCCAAGGAACAUGUCAGGUGACACUGAAAGCCAUGGGUCUGAGGAGGCUGAUGCUGGACAGUCCCAGGCUGAGCGAGGUCUCUGGUCCGCUCUUGCAAUACUCCAGAAAACCACCUACUGUGCUGGUGAAGGCCACAAGGCCGGCCACCACCCUGCUCACACGGGGAGGGAACGGUGGCCACACGGGUCAUUCCUCCUGUGCGCAGAGAUGAGGCGUUGGUGCCGAGACUGAAACCUCCGCAGCUUCUAUUGGACAUGCUUUCUUUUUAGGAAUGAAGGAAUAUCUCCCAUUUUUGAGCCAUUCUUUUGUCAAUUCUACAAAAUUGCAUGUAACUUUAUAAAUAUUUUUAAAAGAUAUAGUUUUGUAAAUAUUUAAUAUUCCGCUAAUUUGAUUUUGAAUUGUAAAUGUCAAGUAUUCUGUUUUUGGGGUUUUUAUGUUUUAUUAUACUUUGUUAAAAAGGAAAAAUUGUACAUUUUUAGAAUGUUUUUAUGAGUAAAUUUAAUGUACUGAAAAUAAAAAUUUUAAAAAAGUCUCA
This is a messenger RNA of Marmota monax (woodchuck), 12771 nucleotides long. RefSeq names its product zinc finger CCHC-type containing 14 (gene Zcchc14). The transcript has 13 exons. Bases 6567 to 9248 code for a protein of 893 amino acids. Gene Ontology annotation, molecular function: zinc ion binding; nucleic acid binding; phosphatidylinositol binding. The record is from RefSeq and is a predicted model, not a curated record. Lineage: Eukaryota; Metazoa; Chordata; Mammalia; Rodentia; Sciuridae.